AUGGAACACGCUUGGCUGGACUCGCUGUCAGAAGACUGGAUUUCCCAGCCCAACUCCGACAACUCUGAUAUUCAGCUGCCGCUGCCGUCCCCCAAGUCUGUGGAGAAGCCACACACGCGUGACCUGUCUGGUCGCACUGCGCCAAAGAGCCCGAGCUCGGGAGUAGCGCCCCAACCAGAAACAAACGAUGCUUGCGGAAGCCCUCUGAGCGAGCGCAGCGCCAGCGACAUCAACAUGCCAUGGCGCCGCAUACCUUCGAAACUGUCGCAAGAAAUCAAACUUCCGCCCAACCAAGGGGCUUCAACCUCAUCGUCGAACGGCUCCGUUAUCCAUAACACAGUCCAGCAUGAACCUUCCCUUGGCGAAGCAGGAACAGGUGCGACGCCGGAAUGGAAACGGCGCCUCGUGGACGGGGCCAUGGACUACGGUGAGCAGCGGGACCUGUUUUGCUCUGCGGCCAGCGGUCUUCAGGACAUGUUCAGGCCACCUGCCGAGCACCCCACGAUCCCAGAGGAGAAGGAGGAGGGGGAGGAAGCAGGGGAGAUGCCAGAACACGAAACCACCAUGCCCUCGAGUCCCCCGCUCUUUGCGCGCCGCCGAGCUAGUACCGAACUCGAACAAGAGGUCAGCACGUUGGAGGAAGCAGAGGACGAGCCGGACAACCCAAACGACGUCACCCCCAGUCCCAGUCCAAGGAGGGCUCAGCGGGAGAUGAAGUAUAGGCUCAACAUCGAAGACCUUUCGGGCGUGGACACCCCUUCGAACCCACCGGCGAACCGCCAGAAUGCCCGCGGUCCUGAAGAUGUCGAGAUCUUCCGGGACGCAAGCUGCCUCAGUGCAGACAUGGGAAAUGCUACCAGGAAGACUAGCGGCCAGAGUGAUACGAGGAACGAGGACUUCAGCCCCAUCCUGAUCGGCAGGCAGAGCAACGACGACGGCAACAUUGGCUUCGUGCCGCUCGACUUCCCCGCGGACCAGCUUCAGCAGAAGCUGGAGCGCCUCCGCAUCAACCAGACCCUCUGGGACUCCCAGGCCGACAUCCAGGAGGCGUUUGACGAGGAAGGCGAAGGGUCUAGGAACCUGGAUACCUCGGAAGAAUUCGGCAGGCAAGGAGGCUACAUCAAUUUCAGGCGCGGCGGCAGAUCCAUCGAGGACUCGUUCCGUCAUCGCCCGCUGAGCCCCGGAUUUGUCGCUGACACGUCCGAGAUGCUCCCGGAAGAGUCCCUGCAAGCAAGCACGCCGAAGCAGUUCCCCACAAUCAGGUCGGUAGCUACGAAUCCCUACGAGAACGCAGACCCCCCGAGCCCGUCACUGCCCCGGGCGCCUUUCCCGAGCCCCGACAAGCGACAGGUGAGCCUGUCCAAGCGUGAUAGCCAACAGGAUCAGUCAACCGGCAACCCCCUCAAGCUUUUCGGACCCUACGACACCUUCACCAACCAGACUCUCCUCCGACGCAUCAGCCAGUUCGAGGACGGCUCGUCCGCCGAGCUCUCAGAGGACUCUGCGCUGCCUCAAGCUGCUUACGUUGAGCGUAGAGAGUCUUCUACCGAGACCAAGGCGGGACCUUCCAGCAACCCACCGAAGCUCGUGUCGCGCCCUCUGUCCGGGACGUUUGGCGGCGGCAACCUCGAGGGUUACCAGUUCAACAGCAAUGUGUCUUAUUCGGCGGACGAGUCAGGCUUCUCUGCAAAGGAGAACGUCUCGCCAUCACUGCAGCCGCCCUUCCACUUUGUAGUAGAGGAAGGGUCACCGGGUGAAGAGUUGGAAGUCACGGCUCUCAGGAGACGAGAGAAGUUGAGAUCGAUAUCGCUUCGAAAGCACUCUAAAAGCUCAUCGAUAAAAGGCAUAAGGCCAAUGGGCCUAGCUCAGUCGUCCCCCUAUGCGGAUAACAUACUGAAGUACGACCUGGGCUGGGAGAGCAAGCGGCCUAGGACGUCGCCGUCAAAGGACCCGACACCGAAACGCAGGCGAACGCUCCAUCGAUCUGAUAUCGCGUAUGGCCGGGAGAAUUUGACCGGCAUUGAUUUUGCGAGCCAGAAGAUCCAGAACAUCAUGGGCAAGAAGAGACGCGACAGCCGCCCUGCUGGCCUUGACUCUAGUGAGUCCCGGGUAUUGGCAGGUCGGUCCAAUCUCGUCCCCCACACACCGAGCAGCAACAUCAAGCCAGGUGCAUUCGGCCCCGAAGACGAUGAUGACGGGAGCACGCUGGCGGAGGCACUGCGCAACUCUCCCUACCGCCAGGACAGGUCUACGGCGAACGACGCUGCAGAUGGAGUGAGAAAGCCCUCGAUCCGGACACAGGACUUUGUCGACCAGGCCGCGCAGAUUAUGGCUAUGAUUCGCAACCAGGUCCAUCCUACCGGAUUGUCAAGCGUCGACGAGUCCGGCGCGGAAAACGUGGAGCUCAGUCCCAGUCUGUCGAACGAUUUUGGGUCAGAGUCUACUAGGGAGCCCCUCUCGCGGCCACCCAGCCGCGAAGGCAAGUCGUCGGUAUCGCGCCCUCCGCUGCGGCAAGAGGACCCUACGCUCUCCGACAAGCUCAAGAAGUACCAGGAAGCCAGCGAUAUCGGUGACAUCAUCUCUUCUUCCAUCCGUUCUCUCGGACUGGCAAAGGACGCCACGCUUGCAGAGAAGUUCGCCGUCAACAAGGUCCACGAGGACCAGCAGCGCUGGUCAAACCGUGCGCUGCCGGCAGAAGGGGGGGAGCUCAUCAGCGACAUACCAAACGUACGCAUCUCCACAAACCCAGCCCGCGACGACUCACCCCCAGGCCCCCACCGCGACUACGUCUCAGAGGGUUCAGGCAUCUCGACGAACCGCUCGUACCCGACCGGGUCCUCGAGAGGGUCCGAUUCAAGACGGGUCAUCAUGCCAGAGAGCAUCUCCCACCUCAUCCCGGAGCGGGUGGGCAGCAUGCAGCUGGACCGAGGCAGCCACAUGUGGAUCAAGAACAAGGGGCCGCGGCCUGCUCAGACGCCCAACGUGCUCCCCUCGGACAGCGAGGAGGACCCGUUCGCCAGCAUCCCCGAUCUCACCGUUGACCUCAGCAAGGAGAUGCAAAAUCUCCGGCUCACCAGUGCGCGGAAAGAGCGCGGCUUCUACUCGCCAGAGCAAAAGCUGCCACUCUCUCGGGGCCUGGCGGUGGCUGUCCCUGGACAGGCCAAGAAGGGCUACAUCCCACAAUAUCCCGAGGCAGCCCAGAGCCUUGGCAUUGCCCCCACCCCGGGAGACGACGAGUCAGAGCAGGCGGACAGGCCACCAGCAGCCAGACCGGCCCGGCGCGACGCAGAAGCCAGCGACAGCGACGACAGCCUAGAGGACUCGGCUGGGAAGGUCCGCCCACGCAACGUCACCAUCUCAUUCUCUUCGCCGGUGGCAUCCAUCAUCCAAGACCCGCGACCGAAGAGCAAGGACAGCAACCUGGAUGAGGAUGUGUCGCCCGAGGGCAGCCCCCCCGGGCAGCACGUCCCCAACCAUGCUGCUGCCACCGGAAGUGCCAAGUCUGCGCUCAAGAACGGCGGCACGGUGCAGUCCCGGCGCGACGGGUUCGUCCCCCGUCCCGUGUCGCGCAUCGACGAGCAGGAUGAGGACAGUACUGUGGAGCUCCCUCACCACGAGAGCAACAACCAGCAGCUCAGCAUCCUCGGCGAGACUAGCGUCAUGAGCCACAGAACACCAGAGUGCCGACACACCAGCCUCAGCUUCAUCUGGAACGGCACCCCGGGCAACGGGGCGCUCUCCGUCAGGGGAGACGACAGUGCCGUUAUCGGGCAGAACGUGGGGAGGCUGUCCCUGAGCCCGCUGUCCGAGUUUACCCUGCACACCGCGGAGCGGCCGUGCGGGUUCGAGGUCAGCUAUGUCAUGGGGCAGCGGCACAUGGAGACGGGAGACGGCAGCAAGAAGGUGCUGUCCAUGGCGAUUCGGGACCUGGUGGAGAAGCUCGCCGAAGCCGAGCCCUGCGAGCCGUUCUGGGAGGACCUGGAGGAGCUGGACCUGCAGGGCAAGAAGCUGACGAGCCUCCACACACUGGACGAGUUCUGCAGCAAGGUGGUCACGCUGAACGCCUCCAGGAACGCGCUGGGCCACCUGGAAGGCGUGCCGCAGAGCGUGCGGCAGCUCAAGGCAUCGCAGAACAUGCUGACGGAGCUUACGUCGUGGGACCACCUGCAGAACCUGCAGUACGUCGACGUGUCGGGCAACGAGCUCGGCAGCCUGUCCGGACUCAGGAACCUGGUGCACCUGAGGAGCCUGAGGGCCGACAACAACCGCCUGACGAGCCUCGGCGGCCUGGACUGCCACGACGGACUUCUCUCCCUCCGGGCUCGCAACAACGAGAUCGAGGAGGUGGACUUUGCGACGCUGCAGCUCUCGCGGCUGACGGAGCUCGACCUCGCAGGCAACCGGAUCGGCUCGGUCCAGAACCUGGAGCUGGCGCCGCAGCUGGCCAGCCUGAAACUGCCGCGCAACCGGCUGGACAGGCUGGCGGUGCGGGGCAGCCUCAGGAUGCUGCGACACGUCGACAUCAGCGACAACGACGUCACAACGCUGGACGUCAGCGGGCUGCCGGGGCUGCACUCCCUCCUCGCGGACCGGAACCGCAUCAGGUCGCUGCACGGCUUCAGCCGCGCGCGGCGCCUGGACAGCCUGUCACUCCGGGAGCAGCGCGGGGACGGGGUGAUGAAGCUCGACUUCCUCGCCGCGGCCUACGAGAUCCGCAAGCUGUUCCUGUCGGGCAACUACCUGGGCACGUUCUCGCCGCAGGUGGACUUCCUGAACCUGCAGUUCCUGGAGCUGGCCAACUGCGGGCUGGAGUCGGUGGCGGCGGACCUGGGCCAGCUGAUGCCGAACCUGCGGACGCUCAACGUCAGCUUCAACGCCAUCUCGGACCUGUCGCCGCUGCGAUACAUCCCGCGACUGAAGAAGCUGCUGGCGGCCGGCAACAGGCUGGCCGACUCGACGGCGGCGACGGAGCUCCUGACCGACUUCCCUCACCUGACGCAGCUCGACGUCCGCGACAACCCGAUGACGAUGGGCUUCUACGCGCCGCUGCAGGUCCUCGUGCCCACGACGGCGACGGCAGCAGACGACGACGACGACGGCGGCAGCGGCAGCGGCAGCAGCAGCAGCAGAAACAAGUCCGGCAUCGACCCGUUCGCGCUGCCCGAUGCCGACGCCGAGAGGGACGACCUAUUCUCCCGACGACUGGAUCAGACCACCAGGUUGAGGCGACGUCUGCACCAGGUGGUGUUUUCCGCCAGCUGCAAGAGGCUGCGCAAGCUCGACGGCCUGACCGUCAGACGGGACAAGGUCCUCGCUCAGGACGAGGUCCUGUCCACUCUUGUCAACGAGGGUCUACUGCCCAAGCUGGACAGCACCGACGACGGAUCUCCCGAGCAGAAGCAGCAGCAGAAGCAGCAGCAGAAGCAGCAGCAGAAGCAGCAGCAGAAGCAGCAGGGUGAGGAGAAGAGAAAGGAGUGA
Messenger RNA from Geosmithia morbida, 5478 nucleotides. RefSeq lists its product as uncharacterized. NCBI's taxonomy places the organism in Eukaryota, Fungi, Ascomycota, Sordariomycetes, Hypocreales, Bionectriaceae. Bases 1 to 5478 code for a protein of 1825 amino acids. Gene Ontology annotation, molecular function: protein binding. The transcript has a single exon. The record is from RefSeq and is a predicted model, not a curated record.